AUGUCGGAAGGGGAAUCAUGGCGCCGCAACGCCGAUGAGGCACAAGAGGAAGAGGAAGAAGUCGACGAGUCUGGCUAUAAGACUGUAAAAGAUGCUGUUCUCUUCGCCAUAGAUGUGAGCAAGACCAUGCUUCAGAAACCUACCCCUACAGAUGGCAAGAAAGCCGACCGAGACUCGCCGACUUCCGCUGCCCUCAAAUGCGCAUAUCAAUUAAUGCAGCAACGAAUCAUAUCAAAUCCAAACGACAUGAUGGGAAUACUGUUGUUUGGUACUGAGAAGUCGAAAUUGCACGGGGGCGAAGAUGGUUCAGGUACGGGCAUGAGCUACCCUAACUGUUACCUGGUAUCCGACCUCGAUGUACCGUCCGCUGAGGACGUCAAAAGACUAAGGAAUUUGGUUGAGGACGACUUUGAAUCGUCGAAAUUACUACGGCCCACAACCGACGCUGUCUCUAUGGCAAACGUAUUGUUCUGCGCAAAUCAAAUUUUUACGACCAAAGCACCCAACUUCUCAUCCAGGAGACUUUUCCUUGUAUCAGAUAAUGACGACCCACACGAAAAUGAUAAAGACUCAAAGUCAGCAGCGGCUGUCAGAGCCAAGGAUCUUUACGAUCUAGGAGUUGUCAUCGAGCUUUUUCCCAUAGCAAAGCCUGGACAUGGUUUUGAUCGAUCUCGCUUCUAUGAUGAUAUCGUUUACCGCUCAUCGACAGGCGAACCAGACGCGCCUGCACCAGUAUCUACGGCAGCAAAAGUCUCUUCAAGUGGAGACGGUAUUUCUCUUCUACAGUCACUGUUGUCUUCUGUCAAUUCGAAAGCUGCUCCCCGACGUGCUGCUUUCAGCUUACCCCUUGAGAUAGCCCCUGGGCUCAAAAUCGGAGUCAAAGGCUACAUCCUCGUGAAAAGACAGGAGCCAGUGCGUACAUGCUACGUGUGGGUUGGUGGGGAGAAGCCUCAGCUCGCCAUCAGCUCCACGACACAGCUGGCUGAAGAUACGGCUAAAACGGUCGAGAAGAGUGAGGUCAGGAAAGCCUAUAAGUUUGGCGGUGAGACGAUCUCGUUUACACCAGAAGAAAUCACCCAGAUCCGCAGCUUUGGCGAUCCAACUCUACGCAUCAUCGGCUUCAAGCCAGCGUCUCUUCUGCCCGUCUGGGCAAACACUCGUCCUGCGUACUUUAUAUAUCCGUCCGAGACAGAUUUCAUUGGCUCGACCCGAGUCUUCUCUGCUCUGCAACAGAAGCUUCUCCAGGACGACAAGAUUGGCCUGGCAUGGUUUAUUCCUCGCAGAAAUGCGACGCCUACGCUUGCCGCUCUUGUGCCCGGUGAAGAGAAACUCGGUGACGAUGGUGAUCAGGUCAUCCCUCCAGGCUUAUGGAUCGUCCAACUUCCUUUUGCGGACGACAUCCGACAGAAGCCAGAGAUCAUUUUAACUCGCACAACAGACACUCUUACUGAUAUGAUGAGAAUUGUAAUACAGCAGCUUCAACUUCCAAAGGCAGUCUAUGAUCCCAUUAAGUAUCCUAAUCCAUCGCUGCAGUGGUUCUACCGCAUCUUGCAGGCUAUUGCUCUCGAUGAGGAUGUUCCAGAUAAGGCUGAGGAUAAGACGAUUCCGAAAUACAGGCAGAUUGACAAGCGUGCUGGUUCAUAUGUGGUUACAUGGGGGAAUGAGCUGGAGCAAACUGCUCAAAAGCUAUCUAGCCUGAGACCUCCAGUUAAAGGUAUUAAGCGAGGCAGCGAAGAUCCAGAUAGUGCACCCACUAAGAGACUAAAGGCUGUCAAAACUGACAGUGGGUCUAUGACUGAUAAUGAUAUGAAGAAGCGGUAUGCAGAGAAGAGUAUAUCAAAGCUCACUGUGCCAAUAUUGAAAGAAUGGGCUAGCAGCAAGCACAUCCCAAUAGACGGCAAAAAAGCCGAUCUGAUUGAACGUAUCGAGGAAUACUUCGAGAACAAGUGAUGUUGCUUCAAGUGCAAGAUUACAACACCGAAACAAAGCACUGUUGCCGACUAAAUACGUCAAUAAAAUAUCCCUUAGAAAGAGCUCAAAUAGACGUCUUGUAUCUACAGCAUCACGCCAUGGACGAAAGCCACGAAGCAGAUACAGAAUGCAGUCCCCGACGCAGGCCCAGGACUGAUACACGGCUCUGACGCACGCCGCGUAAUAGUAUGUCCACCCGGUGAUUCGAAGGUCACCCGGAAUU
Messenger RNA from Pseudovirgaria hyperparasitica, 2194 nucleotides. Its product is annotated as putative DSB repair complex subunit Ku70. Gene Ontology annotation, cellular component: nucleus; Ku70:Ku80 complex. The coding region runs from base 1 to 1950 and encodes 649 amino acids. The transcript is spliced from 4 exons. Lineage: Eukaryota; Fungi; Ascomycota; Dothideomycetes; Acrospermales; Acrospermaceae. The record is from RefSeq and is a predicted model, not a curated record. Gene Ontology annotation, molecular function: telomeric repeat DNA binding; damaged DNA binding; DNA helicase activity. Gene Ontology annotation, biological process: cellular response to X-ray; cellular response to gamma radiation; double-strand break repair via nonhomologous end joining.